CUUCCUCUUGUUGGCCACGAAACAACAAUUCCCACCAAACACACAUAAACCUUAAAGACUCCAAAACCCACAAACCAACACAACCAACAGAACACCAAAAUGCCCUCAAUUUCUUCACUUCUCCCGCUUUCUCUGUUCCUCUCUUCCCUCCUCAUUCUCAACACACUAGCCCUCAAUUCCCUCCACGAAUCUCAACCUCUCCAAUCCUCCAGAAGAUCCAGAGGCCGCACCAAAUCACCCAAAUCUCCACUGCUUCCGCCGCCGCCGUCUCCAUCACUAACCUCACCACCGCCACCUCCUUCACCCGCCGGCAGAAACCCCCAAAUCAACCUCCUCACCUUCGCCGACGCAAGGCUCGCCACCGUCUACCCAGUAAUCCAAAAAUUCAAAUCCACAAUUACCUCGGACCCACUCAACAUCACAGCCUCAUGGGUCGGCUCCGACAUCUGCACCUACCGCGGGUUCUUCUGCGACAGCCCGCCCGACAACGCCUCGGCCACCGCCGUCGCGUCGAUCGACUUCAACGGCUUCGGCCUCUCCGCGCCUUCCCUCGACGGAUUCCUCGACCGGCUCCCCGACAUCGCCUUGUUCCACGCCAACUCCAAUUCCUUCGCCGGCACGAUCUCCUCUGCUGUCGCCGCCCUGCCUUACCUCUACGAGCUCGACAUCAGCAACAACCUCUUCACCGGCCCGUUCCCGACUGCCGUCCUCGGGAUGACCGGGCUCACCUUCCUCGACAUCCGGUUCAAUUCCUUCUCCGGCGCAGUCCCGCCCCAAAUCUUCGUCCAAAACCUAGAAGCUCUGUUUCUCAACGACAACCAGUUUAUGACUAAUUUGCCACCCAAUCUGGCCAACACCAGAAUCCUCUACCUCACCCUGGCCAACAACAAGUUCACCGGUUCAAUCCCCGGUUCGAUUUUCAAAGCGUUCGUUUCACUCACCGAAGUUCUCCUCCUCAACAAUCAGCUCACGGGUUGCUUGCCGUACGAGGUCGGGAUGCUCAACGGAGCCGUGGUUUUCGACGUCGGGUCGAACCGUCUGACCGGUCCGAUCCCGUUGUCGUUGAUGUGUUUGGAGAAAGUUGAGCAGCUGAACCUGGGCGGGAAUCAGUUUUACGGGAUCUUGCCAGAUUUGCUGUGCAGCGGGCUCGCGGGUUUGGGGAAUUUGGUGAAUCUGACAUUGUCGGGGAAUUAUUUUACCGGUGUGGGGAGGUUGUGUAUGGAUUUGAUCAUGAAUGGAGUUCUUGAUUUGACGGGGAAUUGUAUCCCUGGGUUUCCGUUUCAGAGACCGGUUCAAGAAUGCGCUGAGUUCUUUGCGAAGCCACGGAUGCUCUGCCCGAGACCUUGGUCGUAUACUUAUGUUCCUUGUACGCCUUUCUCUGGUUUGAUUCAUGGAUUGGCUCCCACGCCAUGAGAGUUGUGUUUCGUUUUGUGCUACAGAAAAUUCUGAGAUUUGUGGAAGUGUAAACAGUGGGUUUAUUGUCUGCACAAAGAAUAACAAUUCAAACAUGUUCAUAGAUUCGAUUAGCAUUGCAUUCUGCUAGCAUUGCUCGGAAAUGAAAUGUGAAACAUGCAAUACUCUUAUGCAAAACAAGGAUUAGGUCUAGUAUAAUGCCAUUCGCCUUAAUUCUAGCUAUAUAUUACUGCAGGUUGAGUAUCUUAAAUAGCAUCGAUAAAAGAUAAAUCUAUAUCGCCUUUAUAAUAAAGGCAUGCAAUAUCCUUACACUAAAUUUUUUAACAAGAGACCAAUGAACUUACGGAUAUGGAAUAAUGUGGUAGUAUAUGCUUGGAAGAUCUAUUUCUGAAUCUCUCUUAACAACUCAAAUUUAUUGAAAGCAAUUGAUUAAUAAUGUGGUUAGUGAAGGUCUUUUUUUCGAACCCAGAUGACCCAAUUUGUUAAGCACAUGGUUUCUAAUUCCUGUGCAAACUUCAAUAUCAUAUGAGUAGGUUUUCGUUAUAUGAGUAUACUUUAGUUUGAGUGAGCGUGUUAGUAAAAUGGUAUAUGAUCCAUCAUUAGGCAUGCUCCGACAACUAGAAUUAUUGAAAUUUGGAACCAAUUAAUAUAUAACCAUGUCCACCACACAAAAUAUUAAUACUGCAAACAACGAAUCCACCUUACAAUCAUACAAUUAAACACUUAGAAAACCAAUCCACUCCGGAUUCUGAAUCAUUCAUCCAUCUCAAUUUUUCAACUGAACAUAACUGUUAACAUCUGAAGUAAAAGUUUGAGCCAGUGAAAGAAGAACCCAACAACCCCACAAGACAUAUCAUAUGAUGGAGUUCCAUAUCCAGCACGAGGGGAAGCCAAAGUGCUCCAAUAGAGGAAAAAAGACUUGUUUAAGUGAGCACUGUACGUUGUGGAAAGUUCGGCGAGCGAUGAUUAACAAUUGCACAGCCUUGUCACUCACCACUUCCCACGCCCGACGCCCUCUCAAUGAGAACUGCUGAUGCUCGCUCAUAAAGCGAACUCGGCUUGGAUAGUGCGCAUUGCCGAUCUGUUUCUUGUUUGAUCGAUUCGUUUGUCUAACCUUAACUAUAAUUUGGGCUUCUGAUCACCGGUUUCUUCUGCAAAGCACUACAUUUACGUGGUUUAAUAAAUGUGUUUUGAGCCAUUACCAACCUCCCUCUAUCGUGCAGCUAGGCCAGCCAUGCAAAUUUUGUCGACACCCUCAAUUUCUUCAAUCUUCUAUAUCGUGUUUUGAGCCUUUACCUGCCUCCAACCUUAUUGGCCACUUUUAGCUGCCUUUUCUCUUCUUUACAAAACAUUACUUACCUGCCGCCAACAAUAUUGUCGUCGUCGCAAAUUAGCGGGGACAAAAGCUUGUCAUCUUUAAUUUGCAUUAAAUAGGCUUUACAGCU
Molecule: messenger RNA, 2858 nt
Organism: Linum trigynum
Lineage: Eukaryota; Viridiplantae; Streptophyta; Magnoliopsida; Malpighiales; Linaceae
Source: the annotation of a GenBank genome assembly